CCGUCGCUUCAGCCGCCGCUGCUCCCGGAGGAACUCCCGGCUCGGGGAUGGGGUCUCGGGCCUCUACGUUACUGCGGGACGAAGAGCUCGAGGAGAUCAAGAAGGAGACUGGCUCAACCUUCCUUAUGAAGAGGCAUCCUGAACAGUAGGGAGAGCCCGAGAAGCAAAUUCGGGAAAUCUAAAUGGAUCCCGUAAAGAAUGCAAUCUGUUUCUGUGACGUUCGAGCAAGUAUCUAAAACCACUGACAACUGUGGAAAAUCACAAGCAGGUUCUUGGCGUAAACUGGAAAAAAUAAACCGAAAACCAAAGCCGUGUAGAGUAGUAAGGUUUUGGAAGACGUGACGUGGUGACAGGAGAUCUUUAAAGAGUCAGGGAUCUGAGAGUAAGAGUACAGUCUGAACUUUUGGAGAAAACGUACGGAUUUUGCCUCACACUAAGGAUGCUUGCUGUCCCGAUUUCAGAUGUAUUGGUUUCUGCUCUGCUGCUGUACUUUAUGCAGUUACUAUUGAAAUUGCAUGUGCUCCAAAAAAUCUCAGUGAGAAUUUGUACUAACAAAGGAGCAACAGGGCUUUGCUUAGUGAGUUCCUUGAACUUUAGAACUAAAAAAAGAGAGACUGCUGUUUGAGGAAGAAAUCUCAGGGGACCUCCAAGGCACCCAGCGGUGGUUAUCAAAUGGUAGUGCUGAAAGGAAGUUGAAGAACAGUACUCAGCUCUUCACUCUGCACCCAAAUUGCAAAGUAGACGCUUCCCCUCACCCAGCCCCUCUAUAAAACACCAUCGUAUGUUUGCAUAGCCUGUGAGCGUACAUACAGGAUGUUCUCUCCUCAGUAAUCCUUUAUCAACUCUUACGUUUUGAAUGAGUUAAACAGUCACCUGAGCUCUGUCUCUUCAUGAUCCCUGUCGUUGCUAAUGGGGUAACUUAGUAGCCCAUAAGCAGGUAACACUGAGGGGUGCUGGAAUGACAAGCAGUGGUAGCCUGGAAUACACUAAAUGCUAUCCUGUGCUUGCUGACAAGUUUAGCUUUCUAGAAUCUUGGAAGGGAUGUCAUCCAGCCCAACCUCUUGUCAGAUUGAUUUACUUUUUCAGCAUCCCCUAAUAUAUAGCCAUUUAACCUUUUCUUAAAGACAUUGAAUGACAACAGCGCAGCGCAUACCAAAGGCUGUCUUUUUCACGAUUUUGGAUGAAUGGCAGAAGUUUCGCACAGUCAGAUCACCCGCCUCUACAGCCGGUUCACCAGCCUGGACAAAGGAGAGAACGGGACUCUCAGCCGGGAAGAUUUCCAGCGAAUUCCAGAACUUGCCAUCAACCCACUGGGGGACCGGAUCAUCAAUGCCUUCUUUCCAGAGGGAGAGGACCAGGUAAACUUCCGUGGGUUCAUGAGAACUUUGGCUCAUUUCCGACCCAUUGAGGAUAAUGAAAAGAGCAAAGAUGUGAAUGGACCAGAACCACUCAACAGCCGAAGCAACAAACUGCACUUUGCUUUUCGACUAUAUGAUUUGGAUAAAGAUGACAAGAUCUCCCGCGAUGAGCUGUUACAGGUGCUACGCAUGAUGGUUGGAGUGAAUAUCUCAGAUGAGCAGCUGGGCAGCAUUGCAGACAGGACCAUCCAGGAGGCUGAUCAGGAUGGGGACAGUGCCAUAUCUUUCACAGAAUUUGUUAAGGUUUUGGAAAAAGUAGACGUAGAACAGAAAAUGAGCAUCCGAUUUCUUCACUAAAGGACUGAGACCAAACUGUCCCUUCUUUCUAGUAUUUAAGAACUGGAACUUGAGAGUCCUUCUAUCCACCAGCCCCACCUCCACCCCAUCGCUCCCCUUCUCCCAAAGUACUACUGUCGCAUGAACCCCAGAUAUGAUCUGUCAACACAAACCUGCCUUUGGCGUAAACAAAGCAUUACAGAAUGGUACACCCA
This is a messenger RNA of Loxodonta africana (African savanna elephant), 1909 nucleotides long. RefSeq names its product calcineurin like EF-hand protein 1 (gene CHP1). Gene Ontology annotation, molecular function: calcium ion binding. The transcript has 8 exons. Lineage: Eukaryota; Metazoa; Chordata; Mammalia; Proboscidea; Elephantidae. The record is from RefSeq and is a predicted model, not a curated record. Gene Ontology annotation, biological process: positive regulation of sodium:proton antiporter activity. Bases 1185 to 1715 code for a protein of 176 amino acids. Gene Ontology annotation, cellular component: plasma membrane.